Messenger RNA from Cutaneotrichosporon oleaginosum, 1095 nucleotides. RefSeq lists its product as uncharacterized. The record is from RefSeq and is a predicted model, not a curated record. NCBI's taxonomy places the organism in Eukaryota, Fungi, Basidiomycota, Tremellomycetes, Trichosporonales, Trichosporonaceae.
ACGAUCCACGUCUCUUCACAGCGCCCAUUCACCACUAUGCUCUUCGGGCUCAUCCCACGCAAGAACCGCAAAGGAAAGGGCGUAGACUCGGCGGAGCGACCGCGACGCUCAGCCAGCGAUGGGACACGUACGUUCUGAUGCGUGCGGCGAGGCUGACGCAGUGUCGGCUCGAGGCGAGCGGAAGGAGCAGGAGGGUGGUGGCGAGGGGCGCGCCAAGUCGCACACGGCGUCGGACACCACCAAGGACAAGCGGCGCUCCCUCUUUGGCCGGCUGUGGGAGCACUCGCAUCACGAACACGUGCACAUUCAAGACCCGAGUUCGAGCACUUACGCCGGGCACCCCGCGUACGCCGAGCCUGCGCGCGGUCGAGCAGGGGCGGGGGCGGGGACGGGGGGUCAGGCUGAAAGCGGUCGACACGGACCCCACUAUAAAAUCCAGCUCCUCGCGCCGCCCAAGAAGAAGAAGAAGGAGAAAGAGCUCACGACGCUCGCCGAGGCCGCCAAGGCCCUGCCAGCACUGCACGAGGAGAGCGAGCCGCCCUCGCCGAUCUCGCAGCGCGGACUGAUGGACCUGGCUGAGAUCCUCGCUGAGACGCCGCCGACCAGGAUAGUACGUGACGCCCCGGGGCCCGCGCAUCCGGCGCCCGCGACUGCGGGUCUCGCAGAGGCGGACCCCGAGCGCGCUCUGACCGGCACGAGCACGCCCGAGCGCCUGCCCUCCACGCCGCCCGCGACGCCGUUCGCACCCGAGACUGAGCCGCGGCGGGCGGUGGACCAGCUCACUCCCAUCCUAGAGAUGGACCACGCGCUUGCGCUAUCUCAAGCCGUCUUCACGCCGUCCUCUGAGCCAUCCGAUCCGUCCGAGUCCGCCAACCCUGCCACGGAGGCCUCGGACCCAACCUCUUCCUCCACGCCAGCAGCCCCCUCGCGCGCCGAACCCGCCACGCCGCCCGCCACGCCCAUGCCCCAGGCCCCGAUCCAGCGCGACUUCGCAUACCACCGCGGCGCUGUAUCAUUCUCGUAGGUCGCGGAACCACCCACACCACCCGCCACGCCCAUGUCCCCGACAGUACAGGCAGGCCAGGGAGGGCAGGC